Paramecium sonneborni is the source of this 928-nucleotide messenger RNA. NCBI's taxonomy places the organism in Eukaryota, Ciliophora, Oligohymenophorea, Peniculida, Parameciidae. The record is from the annotation of a GenBank genome assembly.
AUGGGAUUGUAUUUAACAAAACCAGAGACAACAAAAUUAACUCAAUCAGGAAAAUUAUUUGAUUUUGCUUAUACAUCAACAUCAUUAUAAGGUUGGUAAAUUCAAUAGGAUGAAUUUAUUAUAAUUAAAGAGAAAUUUGAUCAAGACAAUUGUUUAUUCUGUAUAGUAGAACAAUAUGGUGGAAUAGAAUAUGGGAAAUAUAUUCAAGAUCAUAUAGUAGAAGCAUUAGUCAAUGAUUAAGAAUAUAAAUAAAAAAAUUAUGACAAAGCAAUUAUUGGUUUAUAUGAAAGAUUAGAUAAUUAAUUAAAAAACUAAUUUAAAGAAAGUACUUGUUAUCAGGGAUUAACUUUAUUAUUAACAUUAAUAACUAAUGAAAAUAUUUAUGUAGCAAAUGCAGGAGUAAUAUGUCUAUUUUAAUAGAAUAGUUAUCGAGAUGCGUUAUUAGAUAUGAAGGUAAACAUAAAGUAAUGAGUGUUGAACAUUAUCCAAUGAACGAUCUUGAAAAGUAAAGAAUACUUGCAGCUGGAGGAGAAGUUUGGGAAAAUAGAUUAAAUGCUCAUCUUCCAUAUAGUAGAGGAUUAGGAAAUUUUGAAUACAAAGCCAAUUCUAAUUUAGAACAAAACAAAUAAUUACUUAUUUCUGUACCAAGCAUAAAAUAUGUUGAGAAAGAGGAUACUGAAUUAAUCUUAAUGGGAAGUCAUGGUUAUAUUUAUUCAGAUGAUUAAUUUUAGGUUUUUGGGAAACUUGGACAAAUAGUGCUAUCACUGAACUUAUUUUAGAAAGAAUUAAAUAAGGAAAACCAUUGAAUGAUAUCUUAGAAGCAAUUUGUGAUUCUAUUGUUGCUUAGAAUGUUGAAUCUGAAUAUGGAAAAGAUAAUAUUUCUAGCAUUUUAAUUUAUUUUUAAAGAGGAUAAAAAUUAGUUAUUUGA